Miscanthus lutarioriparius is the source of this 1797-nucleotide messenger RNA. Lineage: Eukaryota; Viridiplantae; Streptophyta; Magnoliopsida; Poales; Poaceae. The record is from the annotation of a GenBank genome assembly.
AUGGCGUCCCUCUUCGGGGCUCGCCGCCGGCGAUCGCCGGAGGACGACGGCGAGGACGAUAGAUCCGGCAGCGGGAGGGCCCAGCGUCGCCGCCUCUCGCCGGAGGAGGCCGCGGCGUCGGCGGCGGAGGCGGGCGCGGCGACGGGGACUAGCCCCGGCUGGCUCGCCGGCUUCGUCUCCGGAGCGAAGAGUGUCUUUUCUUCCGUUUUACUGUUCUCCUCGCCCGAGGAGACCGGCUCGGGGGAGGAGGAGGAGGAGGACGACGACGACGAAGACGAAGACGGCGUCGGCUUGAGUAAUUUCUCCUUCCUUCCUCUCGUCCACGCUCUUCUUCUCUCGCUCCCUCACUCCGUCGUUCAGUUCAAUGAAAAUGAAGAUAUUCAUGACACUCAUGGAGCAAUAGUUCCUCUUAGCGAGUCAAAGCUUGCUAUUGAGCAAAUGGUUAUGAAGGAAACAUUCUCAAGGGAUGAAUGUGAUAGGAUGGUAGAGUUAAUAAAAUCAAGAGUCAGAGAUUCUACUUUUCCUGAAGCCCAUGAGUAUGGAAAGCCAGAAGAAAUCCCAAGUAGGAAUGCAGGCAUUGCACACGACUUUACAGGAACAUGGCGCUCCUUGAGCUGUGACCGGAAUUUCCCUGAAUCAGUUCCACUCUCUAGUAUGAGAAUGGGACCUGGUAGUUUUUCUCCAGGCUCUCCACUCCAAGCAUCACCUGAGCUAUGCACUGCAGCAGUUACGGAAGCAAAAAAAUGGUUGGAAGAGAAAAGGCAGGGACUGGGCUUAAAGCCUGAAGACAAUGGGCCAUGCACAUUAAAUACUGAUAUAUUUAGUUCUCGCGAUGACUCUGACAUGGGUACUCCAGUUGAUUUAGCGAAAUCAUACAUGCAGUCGUUACCUCCUUGGCAAUCCCCAUUCUUAGGCCAUCAGAAGUUUGACACAUCACCCUCCAAAUACUCUAUCUCGUCAACAAAGGUAACCACAAAGGAGGACUACCUUUCCAGCUUUUGGACAAAAUUGGAGGAAUCACGAAGAGCUCACAUUGGAUCAUCUGGAGGUUCUGCUGAUGCUCCUAAAUUCUGGAAUUAUGGUUCUAAUUCCAGAUUAUUUGAGAAUAACACCUCUAUAUUCUCAUUGGGCACUGAUGAGAAAGUUGGAGAUCCUACCGAAACCCAUAAUGGGUCUGAGAAAGUUGCAGCAACAGAACCAGUUGGUGGAUGCUCCUUACCUAUUACACUAACUGAAGAUAGAACUGAUGGUAUUACUGAGCCCGUGGACCUUGCAAAGAACAAUGGGAAUGCACCCCAAGAAUACCAAGUUGCAUCUGAAAUUCUCCCCGAUAAAGUUGCAGAGGGUAACGAUGUGUCUUCCACAGGAAUUACAAAGGAUACUACUGGCCAUAGUGGAGAUGUUAAAGCUCCCACUUCAGAACCACAUAUAGGGGAAACACAUGUCAACUCAGCUUCAGAAUCCAUACCAAAUGAUGCAGGUCCCCCAACCCAGACCAAAAUGAAUGGGUCGACCAAGAAAACAUUAGUCAACGGUCUUCUGGAUCAAUCAAAUGGCAACUCAGGGCUAGAAUCUUCAGGAAAUGAUAAUCCUAGCUACACUAACUCGAGCAGUGCUAUGCCACCCGCCAGUACCCAAUUAAUUGAGUCUGCUGCUCCUGCUACAGAUGUUGAUUCUGUUAAGAAUGGCCCAGGUACAAAACCAGAACAAUCGGCUAAGCGAGGCUUGAGAUCAUCCAAUGUUCAGCAAGGACGUAAAAGGGUGUUGCGAAGCACAGCAAGAGGAAGAGCGACGUAG